Molecule: messenger RNA, 589 nt
Organism: Clupea harengus (Atlantic herring)
Lineage: Eukaryota; Metazoa; Chordata; Actinopteri; Clupeiformes; Clupeidae
Product: histone H2B 1/2-like
Cellular component (GO): nucleosome
Molecular function (GO): structural constituent of chromatin; DNA binding; protein heterodimerization activity
Source: RefSeq, a predicted model, not a curated record
AUAGAGGUGGCACGACAACCUACAGCACCGCAGUUCCGUCUGAAUCCUCAUACAGAUAGCAUCAUGCCUGAGCCAGCAAAGCCCGCCCCGAAGAAGGGUUCCAAGAAAGCCGUGACAAAGACCACCGCUAAAGGAGGCAAGAAGCGCAGAAAGACCAGGAAGGAAAGUUAUGCCAUCUACGUGUACAAGGUCCUGAAGCAGGUCCAUCCCGACACCGGCAUCUCCUCCAAGGCCAUGGGCAUCAUGAACUCUUUCGUGAAUGAUAUUUUCGAGCGUAUCGCUGGAGAGUCUUCCCGUUUGGCUCACUACAACAAGCGCUCCACCAUCACCUCCAGGGAGAUCCAGACUGCAGUGCGUCUGCUUCUGCCCGGUGAGCUUGCUAAGCACGCCGUGUCUGAGGGAACCAAGGCCGUCACCAAGUACACCAGCUCCAAGUAAAGCGUCUAACGCUUUCUACCCCAAAGGCUCUUUUAAGAGCCACCCAAAUUGUCCUUGAAAAGCAGUUUCAACAUUAUCAUUGAAAUCGCCAUGGUUUACAUUUAGUCAUUUAGCAGACGCUUUUGUCCAAAGCGACGUACAAGGGAGAGAA